Durusdinium trenchii is the source of this 494-nucleotide messenger RNA. Lineage: Eukaryota; Dinophyceae; Suessiales; Symbiodiniaceae. The record is from the annotation of a GenBank genome assembly.
GUUGUGGGAAUAGCUGGCCAUGUCACCCAGGUUUUAGAUACGAUCCAAGUCAGAGGUGCCCAGCGGAUCUGGACUCGGGAGGUGGAGGCGGGGUGGGCUUGGUGCAAGUGGGCUCGCAGGCCAUCAAGGUCAACGGGACCACGGGCUCCAUGGAGGUUGCACCCCAAGUCGUCAAGCACUUGGCCAUUUUGCAGACUGCUUCAGGAUCAACAGCAUUUGCGAAGAGCGGCUUGGGAACCAGCGACAGUGCCGUUGUGCUUCUGGGCAUGGUGUGCAUUUUGGUCAUCUUCUUGAUAGCGGGUUCUCAAAACGGUUCCUCGCAGGAGACCGGGGAAUCGCGGCUGCAAAACUUCUAUCAAAGGGCAACCUCCUGGGUGAUGCCAAGAUUGGAAGCCUUACAAGAAGUCCUUCCUUGCAUCAGCACCAAUCUAGUAGUCUGGGCCCCAGGGACAGCUUGCGAGACAUCCAAACCUCCCAGAGUUGAUCCUGGAUGA